CCCCGCCCCAACUGUUUGCGUGGCCAGGCAACCCCGACCUCACCCAGAUCCGCGACCAAAUUCCAAAGGAACUCAUUUCUGCUGUUCGGCACCCGACUAGGAAAGAAGGCGAGAGAAACAAAGCCGCCGCCUCCAGCUCCCAGUGCAGGCACCGUCUAGGUGGCGAUGGCUCUACAGAGGACCCAGUCUUUGCUUCUGCUCUUGGUGCUGGCCCUGCUGGGCUUAGGGCUUGUGCAGCCCUCCUAUGGCCAGGACAGGAUGUACCAGCGGUUCCUUCGACAGCAUGUGGACCCUCGGGUGACAGGUGGCGAUGACAGGUACUGCAACGUGAUGAUGCAGAGACGGAAGAUGACUUCUUACCAGUGCAAACGCUUCAACACGUUCAUCCACGAGGACAUCUGGAACAUUCGUGGCAUCUGCAGUACCACCAGCAUCCAGUGCAAGAAUGGCAGCAUGAACUGUCACGAGGGUGUAGUGAAGGUCACAGACUGCAGGGAGACAGGGAACGCCAGGCCACCCAACUGUAGAUACAGGGCAAGUGCCAGCACUAGGCGGGUUGUCAUUGCCUGUGAGGGUAACCCAGAGGUCCCAGUGCACUUUGACAAAUAGAUGCCACCCGGAGCUGUUACAGCUUGUCGUUGGUGCCUGGUCUCUGAGUCAGUGAGAACAGCAGUGAGUGAUAUAUUUGAAAUGCCCCAGGCUUUGUUUCCUCUGCUCAGAUCUUAUACCCAUAUAUGCUCAAUAUUACCUGUUGUGUUAAGUGCAUCACAUCCAAGAGAAGACGGAAG
Acomys russatus (golden spiny mouse) is the source of this 788-nucleotide messenger RNA. RefSeq names its product ribonuclease A family member 4 (gene Rnase4). The coding region runs from base 166 to 609 and encodes 147 amino acids. Gene Ontology annotation, molecular function: RNA nuclease activity; nucleic acid binding. The transcript has 2 exons. The record is from RefSeq and is a predicted model, not a curated record. NCBI's taxonomy places the organism in Eukaryota, Metazoa, Chordata, Mammalia, Rodentia, Muridae.